Messenger RNA from Heterostelium album PN500, 810 nucleotides. Its product is annotated as autophagy-related protein 27. NCBI's taxonomy places the organism in Eukaryota, Evosea, Eumycetozoa, Acytosteliales, Acytosteliaceae. The transcript has 4 exons. The record is from RefSeq and is a predicted model, not a curated record. Bases 1 to 810 code for a protein of 269 amino acids.
AUGAAAUUGGUAUUUAGCACACUUCUCAUUUUGGCAGCAAUCGCCAUUGUUUCAGCACAAAAUUGUAAAUUGAGUGCUGGCGGUAAAAAUUAUGAUUUCUCUAAGUUAGCAAAUUCUACAUCAUGGUCAGUCCAAGAUGCUUCUAAAGCCACAUACUUUUUCAAUAUUUGUCAAACUGCCUCCAAAUGUACAACUAUUAACCCACAAUGUUCUUCAUGUCAACAAGGACCAACUGACACACAACCAAAAGCUGAUUGUGGUCACACCAACGCUAUUGUCAAAGCUCUCAGCAAUGGUGUUGCUGGUGGUGUUAUUACAUACACUGGUGGUAGCACAUGUAAAUCAGGUACCAUUGUCAGAAGUACUGAAAUUCAAAUGAUGUGUACCAAUGGUGCAACUCAAAUUUUAAGUGCCACUGAGGUUUCCACCUGUACAUACACCAUCAAGCUCAACAGUAAUUUGGCUUGUGCAACCGGUUCUUCAACUGGUUCAACCACUGGAAAAUCAACUACCUCUGGUUCUGGUACAACCUCUGGUUCUGGUACCGAUGGUAGCAGCGCUGAGCCAUCCAAGAAGAAGGGUGGAAUCGGUGGAGGUUGGAUCUUUGUCAUCAUUCUCCUUGUUUCAGCCACAGUCUACAUUGCAGUUGGUAUUAUCAUCAACUUUAAGGUUCGUGGAUUACGUGGAGCUGAGAUGUUCCCCAAUCACUCAUUCUGGGUUGAGUUCCCAGGUUUGAUGAAGGACGGUGUAUUGUUCAUCAAAGGAAAGGUCACUGGUUCUGGUGGACAAUCAAGUUAUCAACAAGUCUAA